This is a messenger RNA of Thalassophryne amazonica, 1021 nucleotides long. Its product is annotated as cytochrome c iso-1/iso-2. Gene Ontology annotation, cellular component: mitochondrial intermembrane space. Gene Ontology annotation, molecular function: heme binding; electron transfer activity. The transcript is spliced from 3 exons. Bases 125 to 442 code for a protein of 105 amino acids. The record is from RefSeq and is a predicted model, not a curated record. Gene Ontology annotation, biological process: mitochondrial electron transport, ubiquinol to cytochrome c; mitochondrial electron transport, cytochrome c to oxygen. NCBI's taxonomy places the organism in Eukaryota, Metazoa, Chordata, Actinopteri, Batrachoidiformes, Batrachoididae.
CGUAGACCCACUGUUCACGGAGCACACUUUUUGUGUUCCCACGCGUGAUCGCACCUGACCAAAGAACGUCUAAACGGCCUCGUUUAGCAACAAGUCCUCGGAUUAACAACCAACAAAAGGAGCCAUGUCUGGAGACAUUGAGAAGGGAAAGAAGGUGUUUGUGUUAAAGUGUGCCCAAUGCCACACUGUGGAGCAAAAUGGAAAACACAAGGUCGGACCAAACCUUUGGGGCCUUUUUGGACGUCAAACCGGCCAAGCUCCAGGCUUCAGCUACACUGAGGCCAACAAAAGCAAAGGAAUCAUCUGGGAUGAAGACACCCUCCUCGUUUAUUUGGAGAACCCAAAGAAAUACAUUCCAGGAACAAAGAUGGUCUUCGCUGGCAUUAAGAAGAAGUCUGAACGAGCUGACCUCAUAGCAUAUCUCAAGUCUGCAACUUCAUAAAGAUGCCUUCAACUCUGAAACUGUGCCUGUUUUAAAAAUUAGUUUUUCAACUUAUGAACAGCUCACCACAUCAAUAUGUUCGUUUCCCCCCCUGCCAAAAGGCUAGAAUCCUGUUCUAAUUCUUUCUCUUAGUUUCUGUACAUCUUGUUCAAUAUUGACAGUGCGAUUAUCUCAACAGCAGACACAGCUUCAGGUUCUUUGAUUUUUGGUGUGAACGUUGUGCAGUGUGGACCUCUUUCUGAUAAGGUUCUCUGUUUUGGUGGAGAAACGCGCGUGCCCUGGUUUUAAGAGGCUCUUUUCAAGCGUAAUUUAUUCUACGAUAUAAUGUGUAUUCCAAAAGCAGGGACUGAAAGCUGUGCCUCUGUAAAAUGUCACCCAGUAUUUUUUUUUCAUUCUUUUAUUAAUAACUGUAGCAGACAAUCAAUUUUUUUAAUUUUCUGUUCAUAACAUGUUCAUGGUUUUUUUUUUUUUUUUUUUUUUUUUUUUUUUUUUUCUCAGUCUCCUCCAGAAUGAUCUGUGACUGAUACCUCAUUGCUUUCUAAGUCAGUUGAAGUUGUAAGUUAAAGACAACUAAACACU